Messenger RNA from Blastomyces dermatitidis ER-3, 786 nucleotides. RefSeq lists its product as uncharacterized. Lineage: Eukaryota; Fungi; Ascomycota; Eurotiomycetes; Onygenales; Ajellomycetaceae. Gene Ontology annotation, molecular function: hydrolase activity, hydrolyzing N-glycosyl compounds. The coding region runs from base 1 to 786 and encodes 261 amino acids. Gene Ontology annotation, cellular component: cytosol. Gene Ontology annotation, biological process: cytokinin biosynthetic process. The record is from RefSeq and is a predicted model, not a curated record. The transcript is spliced from 2 exons.
AUGGCUACCACCGCGGCCACCACCACCCAUCCUAACGCAGAUAAACCCACCGUAAUCUGCGUUUUCUGUGGCGCCCACAAGGGCACAUCCCCCGCCCACCUCGCCUCCGCCCGCGCCCUCGCCCACAUCUUCCACAAAGCAAACAUCACCCUCGUCUACGGCGGUGGCACAGGGGGCAUCAUGGGCGAGCUCGCACGUACGCUAGUCUCCCUCUCGGGCCCCAGGGCUGUCCAUGGUGUGAUCCCCACCGCCCUCGUCAAGAUCGAGAAUGGAUACCGGACAUCGCUUACAGCUGCUGAAUCGCAGGUGGGCGGGAAGGCGCCGGAGCGGGUAGUAAUUAUGAGUGAGGAUGGUGGUGAUGCUGGCAAGGCGGAGGGGGGAGGGCAGCAGCGGGGAUCGUUGCUAGGGGAGUCGGAGUAUGGCCUUACGACGCUUGUGCCGGAUAUGCAUACGCGCAAACGGAUAAUGGCGCAGAAGGUUAUGGAGGGAGGUCCCGGGAGUGGGUUUGUGGCCCUUGCGGGCGGCUUUGGGACGCUGGAGGAGGCUAUGGAGAUGGUUACGUGGAAUCAGCUUGGGAUCCAUCAUUGCGGGAUUGUGUUGUUGAACAUUGAUGGGUAUUGGGACGGGCUUUUGCAGUGGGUGGAGAAGAGCGUGGAGUCUGGAUUUGUGAAUGAAGCGAAUAAGGGCAUUUUGGUGGAAUGUCGCAGUGUUGAGGAGGUUUUGGGGGCAUUGAGGGAUUACAGGCUCAGUGAGGGGAGAUACACGCUGGAUUGGGCAUCUAGUUAA